CAAUUAACAUACUCUUGCUCUCUAUUGAUAUAAAAAUUGAUUGUCGUAUGUUUUGGCAUUUAUUCGAUCAGCUUCGUUAGUCUCGACUACUUGAGGGGAUAAAUAUUGACGUUCAACGAUGUAAAUAUUUCCCAAUGUCGACGCCCACGCACCUUGGAUCGGAUUAUUAAUCCUAAGCGAAGUUCUAGCCACUCCCAUACAGGGAUUCCGUAUUUCUCGAUUUCCUGUUGCGAAUCGUUGCACUAUGUUUUCGCAAACACGAAUAUCGGGAAGUGUCUCGUUGAUCGCACGAAAGAAAAAGAAAAAGAAAAAAAGAAAAACCGGUGAUUCGAGUUGCAACAUCUUUCCACGAAGUAACCAGUCGAUGUUAGAUCUCGGUGAUUAGGCUUGCUCGCAUAAUUUGUUCCGGAUCGUAGGAUUUCGGGUCGGUCUAGCGUCGAUCGCGCCUUUUGCAACUUUCGCCGCUCUUAACGAGAUCGUAAAAAUUGCGGAAAUUGGCGCGGGCAAGUUUUUACUCGUCAGCGAAUCCGCGGCGUAGUAAAGCAAAGAAUGUCGGUGCUCCCCGUAGAUCGUGCGAAUUAGAGCCGGUUAUGUUGCAACGUGUAUCAUUUUUCGCGCCUUUGAUCGAUUAUCGUUAACCAAUGCUCGACGACCGUCAAUCGCGUAAACUCUUUUCCGCGUUCCGUUCCCGACGAUUAUCUAUCCACGAUUUCCUAAAAUCCAUUCGAUGGGGCAAAUGACAUAUUAAUCGACCGCCGACUUCGCAACGGUACAUUUCAACACGCAUUGUUAAAAAAUCCUAUUUACGAAAUAUACAAAUUAUCAGCUACUCCGAGAAUAGGCGAAGAAAUUUCUAAAUUAUUAUCUCGUUUUCCCCGAGCCUCUCGGCGAGAUUAACGCACGUUUGAAUUACACAAAGUUGCCGUAACGCAUGUGACAUUAACUCCGCGAUCCGCGAACACACGAUUUUUCUCUGGUUGUCUCGUUUUGCAAUCCCUGUCCGAUCGCGAACCGAUUGGGCUCUAAUCAACAGCCCAUAAACCACGCAUUAUCCUAGACAUUCUCGUAAAAUAAGUUAUCGGACAACUUGCAGCUUCGUUUUUAUACAUUACGCUGGAAAAAGUUGUUUGUCUCGUUUUCUACUAUACAAAUAUGUAUCGAGCAAGUACGUAAACAACGCGAAUCUGCUGUUUGACAGGGUGGUAGUAUAAUUCUGGGACGACGCGUAAGAAUUUAGAAACCCAUGAAAGAUUCAUUAGAUCCGUUGGUAAAUCGUUCGCCGGGGCCCCGAGUAUUGGCAACUUCGCGGGACGGUUGGCCAAGAAUCGGUGCCCUAAUGCACGCGACGCGCCGUUUCUGCGGCUGUCGGGCCUUGUUUCUCGCGAAAUGCCAGUCGAACGUACAGCGACUGAUGGAACGCGAGAAAAACCGCGUGGGGAAGGCGGGUGAAACGCAAACGGGCGGUCAACAUGGACGUAGAAUCAGCAACCUGCACCGUUCUCCGGUUAACUCUGUCCGGCGAGUUACGAGCGAUCCGGGGCUGGACCAAUGACCGACAAGUGGCACGAGGCGAUCAGCAUGCCGAACGCGAUAAAGCAAUCCCUGUUGGUCUCUCGGGGGAUCGCGGGUUAACAUAUCAUCCCCGUCUUUCUGUCGGUUAGUCGCCAAGAACCGUUCGACCGGCCGCGAUGUGCGCUCUUCUUGCCCACCUUUGCCUAAUGGCGACUCUGGUUUCUGCGGUUUCUGGCGUUUUACCGCCUUACAUAAAGCCGUGCAAGAAAAGCGAACCCGACAUCAACAAAUGCAUUACAAAGUCUAUCGAUCAACUUCGCGAGAAAUUAGCUGUGGGGAUCCCGGAACUGGAGGCGCCGGCGAUCGAGCCUCUUCAUCUCAAGCAGAUUCGACUGUUUCGAGGACCGACCGGGGCGAGGCUCGACGUAAAUCUCACGGACUUGCGGGUAUCGGGUCCAUCCACGUUCAAAGUUCGCGACCUCAAAGCCGACGUGGAGAACGUGAAAUUCACUUUCAAGGUAUCCUUCGAUCAACUGAACUUCCAAGGGAAAUAUAAGAUAGACGCGAGGAUCCUUUUGCUCAGGCUGGUUGGACAAGGAGAUCUUACCGGGAAAUUUGCCGACUACGACUCCGACGUCGCUUUGAGAGCGCGAAAGGUCUUCAGGGACGACGAUACCUUCCUUAGCUUCGACAAGAUGAAGAUAAAGAUAAAAAUUGGCAACGCGAAUCUGCACUUUAGCAAUCUAUUCGGCGGGGACACGGUUUUGGGUGCUGCUAGUCACGAAUUAUUGAACCAGAACAACGCGCUGCUUUUGGAAGAAAUAACACCGGUGCUGGAAACAUCUCUGGCGGACCUUUUCACGGACGUUGCCAAUAAAAUCACCAAGUCCUUCACCUACAAGGAAUUGUUUCCGGACGACUAAACGAUCUGCUUAGAAAUAGUGGCUCGUGAUCGUCCAUGGUCAGUGGUUCGACGUGCAAUCGUGCAACGUAUCGUUAAAUUCCGAAAAAUUCGUCCAACAAACUUGGAUACUGUGUGGAAAUCUUUUUCGUCGAUGAACAGAAAUCGCGUAAUUGCGAACAAAAUAGUUGCCAAGAAUCUCGCGCAAGACGAUCGCAGUUUACUUUGUAAGAUAACGAGUAAGAAUUUUCUAACAACAAUUUUUAAAUAAAAGAAGAAAUUGGAUAUUAAAUAUUAUCAUUAGCGUUAGACGAUACCGAACGUGAUCCUUCCUGAAUAUAAGCUAUUCAGUGAACCGAAAAGAGCUAUGGAUUAAACUUAAUUUUCUGUGUUCCUCUUUACGGUUCGCCGACAAUUUAUGCAAUAUUCAGUUACGUAAAGCGUGUGAUCCAACCAAUCGCAGAUUGAAACUAAUACGCCGCAAUAAAACCACGAAAAGACAUACUUACGAUACAUUUAUUCGACUCGUUACAGAAAUUUACAAACGUAUACUAAACGAGGAAUCGCGUCGGCAAUAAGAAACAAAAAUGUAAACAUACCAGCUAAUAACAGACAAUCGGGAUAACGAAUAAAUAAUUACUCGAACGUAAGCCACUGUACAAGUCCUAUAUAUUCGAUCACAUUCUCAUUCAUCGAUGAAGAAGUCGAAAAUUUCCACCUCGUUCGCCGUUCAUACCGUGCAUUACAUUUUUCCUCGAUUGCAAAGCAAUUAUUUCCUUUCGACGAAUAAAAUUAAUAAUAAUUAAUCACUCGGGUUUAGUUAGCAACGAGACGCGGAUAGAAAGUUUCAAAUCGUGAGUAAACGUUCUCCGGCGUCGGAAUUAGAACUCAUUCGUUACGGCGGAGGCGAAAUAAAUUGCCCGUCCAAGGUCACCGAGAAACUAUUUUUUGGUCGUUCCAUUCA
This is a messenger RNA of Colletes gigas, 3377 nucleotides long. RefSeq names its product protein takeout-like. NCBI's taxonomy places the organism in Eukaryota, Metazoa, Arthropoda, Insecta, Hymenoptera, Colletidae. The record is from RefSeq and is a predicted model, not a curated record. The transcript has 6 exons. The coding region runs from base 1689 to 2435 and encodes 248 amino acids.